Messenger RNA from Vigna unguiculata (cowpea), 1381 nucleotides. RefSeq names its product putative acetyltransferase At3g50280. NCBI's taxonomy places the organism in Eukaryota, Viridiplantae, Streptophyta, Magnoliopsida, Fabales, Fabaceae. The record is from RefSeq and is a predicted model, not a curated record.
AUGGAAAACGUUCGAGUCAUCUCCACCACCACAAUCAAAGCAACCGUUCCCAAUAACGCUAACCCUCAUAAACUCGAUUUAACUCCCUGGGAUCUCCAAUUCCUCCCUACUGAAACCAUCCAAAAAGGCCUUCUUUUUCGCAACGUAAAACACACCCCAUUCCAAAUCCACCACCUCCAACACUCCCUUUCCUCCACUCUAGCAUUCUUUCCACUCCUCGCAGGUCGUCUCGCCAUACUCCGACAUCAUCACACCAUUGUCUCAUCCCACAUCGUAUGCAACAACGCUGGAGCACUCUUUGUCCACGCGGCUGCACCCAACACCACCGUUGCUCACAUCCUGCAACCAAAAUACGUUCCUCUCAUUGUUUCCUCCUUCUUCUCAAUCAAUGGAGUUAAAAACUACGAGGGCACGUCGCAGCCAUUGCUGGCAGUGCAAGUGACGGAGCUAGUCGACGGCAUCUUCAUCGCCCUAACAGUGAACCACGUCGUUGCUGACGGCAAGUCUUUGUGGCAUUUCGUGAAUUCCUGGGCUGAAAUCUCACGUGGCUCCCUUCAAAUAUCCAAACUCCCUUCUCUCUACCGUUACUUCCCCGAUGGCAUUGACCACCCCAUACACUUUCCCUUCACAGAGGAAGAAGAAAACCAACACUCCCCAAACCCCAAACCACUAGCUCCACAUGAGAGGGUAUUCCAUUUCACGAAGGAAAAAAUCGCGGAACUCAAAUCAAAAGCUAAUGCAGAGGCCAACAGCGACAGAAUAUCUUCUCUGCAAGCGCUUCUAACUCUCGUUUGGCGUUCUGUGACACGUUGCAAGCGCGUGGAGCCGCAAGAAAACGUGCAUUAUGUGUUGUUCAUUGGCGUUUGGUCGAGGAUGGAUCCACCACUGGCAGAGGGUUAUUUUGGAAACUCAGUUAUAGCCACUGUUGUGAGCAUGAAAGCCGGGAAAUUAUUGGAGGGUGGGCUUGGAAAGGGGGCUUUAGAGAUGAACAAGGUGAUUUCUUUGCACUCUGGUGAGAAGGUAAAGAAGCACUAUGAAUGUUGGGUGAGAAGGCCAAGGCUUUUAACAUUACCGAGUGGCGUGGGUGGUAGUAAUUACUUGAUCACUAGCAGUUCCCCAAGGUUUAAGAUAUUAGAUAACGAUUUUGGUUGGGGAAAGGCUGAAGCAGUUCGAAUUGGAGGUGGACAACAUAAACGUAACGGCAUGAUUACUGUGUUUGGCGGCGCUGAAGAAGGGUCCAUUGACAUUGCAGCGAGCCUUCCUUAUUUGAUUUUGGAAGCCAUGGGAAAUGACGCAGAGUUCAUGGAUGUUGUGUCCAACUAAUGGACAGGACAGAGCACAACCUUGGUUCAGUUCAGUCCACAUAGGAAAAUUUACUAAA